AAUAUAAAUUUCUCUUUGUCUGAAGCCCUUCAUGCCCACUCAUUGACAAGCAUGAUCCUGGAUGAUGAAGGUGUUUUGGGCAGCAUUGAGAAUUCUUUUCAGAAGUUGCAUGCUUUCUUAGAUCUCCUUAAAGAUGCUGGGCUUGGGCAGCUGGCCACAAUGGCUGGUAUAGAUCAGUCAGAUUUUCAUUUACUAGGUCGUCCCCAGAUGAAUUCUACUGUUAGUAGUCCACCUAAAGAAGAAAAGAAGGCACUUGAAGAAGAAAAAUCAGAAUCAAAGCAGAGUGCCCCAGUACAAACGCAAAAUCUCCAAUUUCAGAAAAUUACAGGUGAUGCUGGGAUUCCUUUGCCUCUUGACUCCUUCCAUGUCCCAGUCUCUACUCAGGAGGCGUUAGAAACUUCCAAAGACAACCUGGGGGUCCCAGUCACAGAGCAGUGGCAGGAGUCUUUUGAAGAUUUCAUUGCUAGAACAUGUUCUCCUUCAGCAGACAUCAUUUCUGGAACUGGAAGUCAAAGAAAAGAAGAGGAAUUAUCUAGAAAUAGCAGGUCUUCUUCAGAGAAAAUGACCAAAGCAGGUGAAUAUACCAAAACAUACUCUGCUAAGAAACAACCUGGGAAGGACGUGCAUUCCUGCUCUGACUCACCUGUAAAGCAGAAAAGCAAAGGAAUUGGGCAAAAUAAUUCUUUGCUUAAUGAACCAAUUAGAAGUGAGUCUUAGAAAAAACACAUUUCUGUUAAGAAAGAGAGUAGAAUAGUGACUGUUUCAUCAAAGACAACUAAAAGUAAACUCAGUCUACUAGAACAUUUUGAAAGUGAUACUCUUGGAUCUGACUGUGAAUUUCAAGAAAGCAUCCAUACUCCAUCAUGCCUAACAUAGGUCUAAAUCUUU
Delphinapterus leucas (beluga whale) is the source of this 888-nucleotide messenger RNA. Lineage: Eukaryota; Metazoa; Chordata; Mammalia; Artiodactyla; Monodontidae. The record is from RefSeq and is a predicted model, not a curated record.